AUGGUCACCUCAAUUCCAGCAGACAGACAGGAACCGAUUUUUGCCCAAAAUCUGGGAUUCUGUGCUGGAGAUCUGGAUACGGACUUUUUGGAACAACUGCAACGCCCGCUGGGCGCUUAA
Penicillium arizonense is the source of this 120-nucleotide messenger RNA. RefSeq lists its product as uncharacterized. The record is from RefSeq and is a predicted model, not a curated record. The transcript has 2 exons. NCBI's taxonomy places the organism in Eukaryota, Fungi, Ascomycota, Eurotiomycetes, Eurotiales, Aspergillaceae. Bases 1 to 120 code for a protein of 39 amino acids.